This is a messenger RNA of Carica papaya (papaya), 858 nucleotides long. Its product is annotated as mitochondrial import inner membrane translocase subunit TIM14-1-like. NCBI's taxonomy places the organism in Eukaryota, Viridiplantae, Streptophyta, Magnoliopsida, Brassicales, Caricaceae. Gene Ontology annotation, biological process: protein import into mitochondrial matrix. The record is from RefSeq and is a predicted model, not a curated record. Gene Ontology annotation, molecular function: ATPase activator activity. Gene Ontology annotation, cellular component: PAM complex, Tim23 associated import motor.
CUUUCUUCGCAAGCCAACUAAGCUCGAUCGAAUCGGACGAGCGACAAAAAAACCAGGCGAGGCCUUAAAAAUCAAGCAAGCUAAACGCUCUUACAUACGUACACAGAGAAGAAAGAAGGCGAAGAAGGUUUCAAGUACAAUCGUGAAUGACACCGAUCAAACUCCACUUCGAAGGCUACUCUACGUAAAUGGUAAAUUCACCAUCAGAACCUGCAUUGGACCGGGCAACACCAUUUUUGGCUGGGCUUGCAGUUGCUGCCGCUGCUCUUGCUGGUAGAUACGGAAUUCAGGCUUGGCAAGCAUUCAAGACACGGCAACCAAAACCUAGACUACGCAAAUUCUAUGAGGGUGGUUUCCAGCCUACAAUGACAAAAAGGGAAGCAGCUCUUAUUCUUGGUGUUAGGGUUAUGGAAAACAUAAAGAAAGGGUGGGCAUAUGUAAGGGAGAGUGCAACUGCGGAACAGAUCAAGGAAGCACAUAGGAGAGUAAUGAUUGCAAAUCAUCCCGAUGGAGGUGGUAGCCAUUACCUUGCUUAUAAAAUCAACGAAGCUAAAGAUGUGAUGCUCGGAAAGACAAAAGGCAGCGGAUCUGCAUUUUCAUAACCUUGAUUAUUGCUUCAAUUUAGUGGCAUCUGCAGGAAAGCAACACUUAUACUUCUCUUCUAUUGAAAAAUUCAGAUAGUCUACAAGCACAAAUGAGUUGCAAGAUUCAAUUGCGGUUAUAAAAUCCUUCAUCUCAUCUGUAGUAUUGGAUUACCUAAUACUUUGCUUGUAUGAAAUAUUUUGGUAUUGACACAGAUUCUCACCAAUUAACUGAGAGUUCUAUUGUGAAAUACAAGAAGUUGGAAUUCUUCUCCUU